GGGUAACGGGUGACGGAUGACGGGUGGCGGUGCUUGGACUUGCUCGGAACACCUUCGGUACGACGCGCGGAAGAAUGUUCUUCUGGACCAAUAUCCUUCAGGCAGGAUGGCGGGUAACAAAACAACAGGUAGUGUCUUGCAAUUUAGACCGAUUGAGGUGUCUCAACAACUACAAGAUGGAGAAAAAUUCAUCAAAUGGGAUGAGGAUUCUGGUAUAGUAACUCCAGUAACAUUGAAGGUAGACAAGUUUGGAUUCUAUUUGCAUUGGGUGGAUCAACAUAAUGAGAUGGAUAUGUUGGAUAUUGCUGUAAUAAGAGAUACAAGAACUGGGAAACAUGCAAAAGUACCAAAGGAUGCCAAAUUAAAGCAUCUCGUGACAAUGGGUUCUCAAGAUUCUUUAGAGGAAAAGACAGUAACAAUUUGCUAUGGAUCUGACUUUGUCAAUAUGAAUUUUAUUAACUUCUGUACAACACGAGCAGAAGUUGCACAACAUUGGACAGAGCAAAUUUUUCAGCUCGCGUAUAAUUUAUCUCUAUUAAAUAUCAGCACAACUAUGUUUUUACAAAAAGCACACACUAAACUUACACUUGGAGCUGAUAAGUCAGAAAAGAUUCCUGUAAAGAACAUAAUAAGAAUGUUUACGCAAAAUAAAGAAGAUCGUAAACGCGUCGAGAAAGCACUUGAUAUUUCCGGUUUUCCAUCUGGGAAAAAUGAUGUAAUAUCAUUACAAAAAUUUCAAUUUGAAGAUUUUUUCAACUUUUAUAAAUCUCUUACUCAACGAUCGGAUGUUGAAAAAGUUUUCGAACGCAUCGUAGGCAAUAAUAAACGUAGGCUAAUGUCCAUUACCCAAUUUGUUGAUUUUUUGAAUAAAACUCAAAGAGACCCACGUUUAAACGAGAUAUUGUAUCCUUAUGCAAAUGAGGCGAGAGCAAAGGACAUUAUAAGUCAAUAUGAACCAAAUAAAUGUAAUGCCAACCGGGGUCAACUAAGUUUCGAUGGAUUUUUGAGGUAUUUAAUGAGCGAAGAUAACCCAAUCGUAGCUUUAUCGAAACUUGAAUUAUCGGAUGAUAUGGAUCAGCCGCUUGCGCAUUACUUUAUAAAUUCUAGUCACAAUACAUACUUAACAGGACAUCAACUUACCGGAAAAAGUUCCGUUGAAAUAUAUCGUCAGUGUCUGCUUGCUGGUUGUAGAUGUGUAGAAUUGGACUUUUGGAACGGAAAAUUUGAUGAACCUGUCAUUGUGCAUGGAUAUACAUUUGUACCUGAAAUAAGUGCACGAGAUGUAAUUGAAGCAAUUGCUGAAAGUGCUUUCAAAACAUCAGAAUAUCCUGUUAUUCUUAGCUUUGAAAAUCAUUGUAAUCCAAGACAGCAAGCUAAAAUAGCUCAGUAUUGUAGAGAAUUAUUUGGAGAAAUGCUGCUAGACUCACCUCUUGAAUCUCAUAAGUUGGAACCAGGACAAGAGUUACCACCUCCAUCUUUAUUAAAACGUAAGAUUAUAAUCAAGAACAAAAAGAAACAUCAUCAUAAGAAAAAGGAGCAUAAGAAGAAGGAACCGACACCAAUAACAGAAUCUGAAGAAGGAAUUCAAGAAAACGAAGAUAACGGAGUAACGAAUCAAGUAGCAGAGGGAGAGAAUGGUACGUCACCAGAUAUUGUUCCUCAAGCUGAAACGACCGACAAUGAUCAGCAAAUUGGAAAUGGAGACAUUUCACAUCCUCCUAUGCUACAGCAGAGGCAAAGUAGUAAGGAUAGCACUCAGGAUGAUGAAGAUGAAGAAGAGGAAUCAAGCACAGAAGAGGAUGAAUCAAACGUGGAGGACAUUAAAUGUGAUAAAGUGCCUGCACCUGACAAAGUAGCAUCUAGCGCGAAAGAAACGGAAGCUGGAGCGGAAAUUUCAGCUUUAGUUAAUUAUGUACAACCUGUUCAUUUCAACAGUUUCGAAUCGGCUGAAAAAAAAAAUCGUAUGUACGAAAUGUCAUCAUUCGACGAAAAACAAGCUACGACACUUUUAAAAGAAAGACCAUUAGAAUUUGUAAAUUAUAAUAAACAUCAACUAUCUAGAGUGUACCCGGCAGGUACGCGUUUUGACUCUAGUAAUUUUAUGCCUCAAGUGUUUUGGAAUGCGGGUUGUCAGCUGGUUGCAUUAAAUUAUCAGACACUUGAUCUUGCAAUGCAAUUAAACUUGGGAAUUUUUGAAUAUAAUCAACGUUGCGGGUAUCUUCUGAAGCCAGAAUUUAUGAGACGAAAAGAUCAACGAUUGGAUCCUUUCGCGGAAUCAACUGUAGAUGGUAUUAUAGCAGGAACAGUUCAUAUACACGUAAUAUCGGCUCAGUUCUUAACAGACAAAAGAGUGGGUACUUACGUGGAAGUAGAUAUGUAUGGUUUACCAGCAGACACAGUGAGAAAGAGAUUUCGUACGAAAAUUGUUCCAAACAAUGGAAUUAACCCUGUGUACGACGAGGAACCUUUCAUAUUUAAAAAGGUUGUCCUGCCUGAACUUGCUUCAAUUAGAAUAGCUGCGUACGAGGAAUCAGGUCGUUUAAUUGGUCACAGAGUAUUACCUGUAGUUGGGUUAUGUCCGGGCUACCGACAUGUUGCUCUUAGAACAGAAUGUGGUCAACCAUUACCAUUAGCAAAUUUAUUUUUACACGUAAUUGUGAAGGAUUACGUACCAGAUGGGCUGAGUGAGCUUGCUGAAGCUUUGGCAAAUCCAAUUAAAUAUCAGAGUGAAACAGAAAAAAGGGAAAAGCAAUUAUCAGUUCUUACAGAUUGUGCAGAAGAUCUGGAGGAAAUUGAUGAUAAGCCUAAAGUUGGUGAAGGAGCAACUUCUUCUAAACCAGCUGAGGAAAUCGUUAAGACAAAAAGAUUACAAUCUGUCGGUGAAUUACCAACACUUGUUCCGACAUCUACGAAUGUUCAUGGUAGACCAUCUGUUGCUGGUAUAAACACGUCUGAUUCACAAGAUAAUGAACAUGGAACGUCGACACCUAUGGUUCAAGCCGUUGAUGCUUCUACAAAUAAAAGUCCAGUUAAUGUCAGCGGCAUGAGUGAUGAAAUAGUGGCUGAAUCGUUAGAAAAAUUAAUGGAGAACAAACUCGUUCGAGAGAAAAAAAUGGAGCUUGAGAAAAAACUCGAAUCAUUACGGAAAAAGCAUGAGAAGGAAAAAUUAAGAAUGCAAACGCAAAAAGGGUCUAUUGAUGGUGAAAAGCACAAAUCGAAAUUUUAUGUCAGCCAUAAAUUAGUGAAACGGUUGUCGAGUAGGAACAUUUUUUCAAGCGAAGUAGGGUUGAGCACGUUAGCUUUAGCAGAAACAUCAGAAUGCCCAGACAUAGAAAAUCGCGAAGGAAAUGGUGGAGCUCCAAAGGGACUUCCCAGAAGUCAGAGCGAACGUUUGCUGGCCGUAUGUAAAGCUCAUGUGCAACAAGAACGGGAACUUCAAGAAAAGUAUUAUGAAAGCCUGUUUUCAACAGUAGAGAAAGUAAUGAAAACCUCUCAAUCUAAUCAAUUAAAAACAUUGAGAGUACUUUUGGAACGAGAAACCGCCGAUGUUAUGAGAAAGCUUCAAGCCACGAGGCAUGGAGAAGUGAAACAGCUAGCAAAAGUACAUAAAGAUAAAGCCGAGCUAGAUCGUAUGAAGAGGGAAGUUGCAAAGUCCACGGUUGAAAAGGGCGUGAAUGAAUGUACACGGUUAACGAAAAUUUAUGAGAAAAAGAAGGCAGAGCUGGAACGACAGCACGAACAAGUUCGACAAAGACUAGAAGCAGAAAGGACAAAGAUCAAAGCAUCUCUAAUGGCAGAGUAUAGCAGUCGAUGUAGUAAAUUCGAGAGUGGGGAGCUACCUUUGUCACCAUCCGGCGGAACUAGUAUGCCGGAAUCUCUUAGUGGGAAUACGUAUUGAUUGACUAAAAUGAUCGAUAAUUUAAUAUCGAUGUCUCGUAAUGACAUGGUUGGAAUAUUCUCAAAUCCAUGGCAGUAAAAUGCUUUUGCUGAAAGCGUGUAUCUAUUUGGGAUGUUGAUAGUAACAGAUUGUGCGUUGCUCAUCCCAAACAAAAAGGGGUCGCAGCGGCGGUGUAAUGAUAGAAAAUUCGUGAAGUCUACGCAGUUACCUGUGUUUUGCUAAAAUAAUUUUAUUCAUUUCCAAAAAUCUCUUUUGCAAAACGUGCAGCAUUUAUAAGGUGAUAUAUGAUUUCGAUGAGCAGAACGCCAUCAGAUUAGAAGGUAAUUGUUAUAUAAUGUUUUGUCCACAAAGCAUUUUAUAAACGUCUUACGUACGAGGAAUGUCUUUUGAAAAGAUUUAAUGAUCUGAUAAGCAACAUUUUAACCAAUUGCUACGGAUAAAUGCAUUCAAACACGUGAAUCUCGUCGCAUAUGAGUUAUUAUGAAAGGUUCGGCGUUGAAUAACGCGUUAAGACUAUUUUCUAUUUACUCAAAGUUCUUUGAAAGAUUAGUAAUAUAUAUCGAUCGAUUGUUUAAUCGAUUGAUUCUCUGCGCAUGCGGGAACGCCAUUUUGAUCUCAACACGGAAAGUAGCAUUGACCAUUGCGUUCGCAAGGAUAGGAAGUUUAUCUUUUCUUUUCUUUUGUUUUCUUUUUUUAUUCGAUGUUACUUACGCAUAGUAUUAAACGCACUAUUCUCUUUAUAUAAAAGAUCAUUGUUGUCAGUGCCGAGAUUUUGUUCCAUUUUAAAAGCCAAUGAAAUUUCGGAAGGUAAGAGCGAAGAAUAUGACUAUGUGAGAGAGGUACACGAUUCUAAAUAAGAAUAAUGUUUCUAAGUGCUACUAUUUAACUUGUUAUUAUAUGUAUAAGAUGUUAUUUAAUUAACAAGUCGAUGUUAAAUCGCGUUCCAGGAUACUCGGGUUGUUUGUAAUACGAAAAAACAUUACUGAUCGGUGCGUUGGUCGGACUUUGCCGAAUUCAAAAUGUGACGAUAAAGGAAGUACGUUAGUGAGAGUGAAAUCUCUUUGGCCUAGAGGUAAGGAACGCGAUAAAGUUUACGAUUCGGAUGGGCGUGUGCGUGAUUUGAUAUAUUUUUGACUGAAAGUACUCCGUAUAAAGACAUUUUUUGAAUAGUUCGUAUUGUGAAUGAUAAAGAGAUCGUAUUGUAUAAAGAAAGCAAAUCUAGAAAAAACAAAAAAAAAAAAAAAUCAAAGAAGAAAAAAGAAACUAAA
Molecule: messenger RNA, 5166 nt
Organism: Bombus pascuorum
Lineage: Eukaryota; Metazoa; Arthropoda; Insecta; Hymenoptera; Apidae
Gene: Plc21C
Product: 1-phosphatidylinositol 4,5-bisphosphate phosphodiesterase classes I and II
Exons: 19
Coding region: 17-3898 (1293 amino acids)
Biological process (GO): lipid catabolic process; phosphatidylinositol-mediated signaling
Molecular function (GO): phosphatidylinositol-4,5-bisphosphate phospholipase C activity; calcium ion binding
Source: RefSeq, a predicted model, not a curated record